AUGAGUGCGAAGAGAAAAAGUCACCAGCCAAGCAAGAGUGAAACCGACGCUCCAGGGACUGUUGGCAUCUUUACCGACGUGCUAAACUCGAUCACUUCAUUGUUUGCCUCAGAUACCCCUGAGUUAGCUUCGAAUAGAAAAAGGAUAGAGAAGGUGUGCCGCUGUUUUGUUAUCAACAAUGAAAGACUUGAACAAGUAAUGGCAGCAUUAGAGAAAUGUAUGGACGAAGGACUAUCAAAAGAAUCCGGUGACAAAUCGGUUCUGAAGAUGCUACCCACCUACGUACGUGCAGUACCGAACGGUGAAGAAAGUGGCGAAUUUCUUGCAUUGGAUCUCGGCGGCACACAUUUCCGUAUACUCUAUAUAAAGCUUAAUGGGAGAGAGGCCGAAAUGACCGGAAAGAUAUACCAUGUAUCAGAGAAGAUGAUGAACGGAGAUGGAUAUAUUUUAUUCAGUCAUAUUGCCGAAUGUAUUGCGAAAUUUGUGGAAGAGCAGGGGGUUCCCUCCACAAAAAAGCUUCCUCUCGGCUUCACAUUUUCAUUUCCCUGUAGACAACAAGGUUUGACAAGUGGUAGACUAAUUACCUGGACGAAAGGAUUUAAUCUAACAGGUUGCGAGGGAGUUGAUAUUUGUGCAAUGUUAAAAGAUGCAUGCAAUAGACGGAACGACAUCUGUAUAGAUUUUGUGGCUCUCCUCAAUGACACUGUGGGAACAUUAAUGGCUUGCGCAUUCAAAGAAAACACAUGUCAGAUAGGAGUGAUUGUUGGGAACGGUACGAACGCUUGCUAUAUGGAACAGCUUGAUAAGGCUCCAAAACUUCAAGCAGAACUGGCUGACGAUGGAUUUCCUGACGAGAUCAUUAUAAAUACAGAAUGGGGUGCAUUUGGUGAUGACGGUGCUUUGAGAUUUAUUUACACAAAAUUCGACAAGCAAGUGGAUCUCGGCACAAUAAAUCCUGGAAAACAAAUUUUUGAGAAAAUGAUUGCUGGAAUGUAUAUGGGAGAGUUGGUCCGAGUGGUUCUGGAAUCAAUAGCAAAGGAAGGCCUCAUUUUUGGAGGAGAUUUGGAGGCAAUUUCAAGAAAAGGAUGUUUUAAGACGAGAUAUGUGUCUGAUAUUGAAAGCGAUCUUGUUGGAGAAGAUGAGAAAACUUUUCAAUGCACUCAUCAGAUACUAUCUGAACUUGGAGUGAAGAAUUUAAGUCGUGCCGAUUGUGCAAAUGUCGCUUAUGUGUGCAGUAUGAUAAGUUCUAGAUCUGCACACCUUUUGGCUGCAUGUAUUGCAACCCUCAUAAACAGAAUGCAGCGACCUCUUGUAACUGUAGGAAUGGAUGGUUCCGUGUACCGUUAUCAUCCUAUUUUCCCGAAACUACUUGAUGACAAGAUAGCGGAGCUUAUUGAUGAGAAUCUGCGAUACAAGUUAAUGUUAUCUGAGGAUGGAAGUGGAAUUGGUGCGGCCGUGGUAGCUGCAGUAGCUACACGCAUGAGAGAACAAAAAGAGAGUAAAGAAGAAAAUGAAGAAGAAGAAGAAGGAAAAUGA
Necator americanus (New World hookworm) is the source of this 1536-nucleotide messenger RNA. RefSeq lists its product as uncharacterized. Lineage: Eukaryota; Metazoa; Nematoda; Chromadorea; Rhabditida; Ancylostomatidae. Gene Ontology annotation, molecular function: fructokinase activity; D-glucose binding; ATP binding. Gene Ontology annotation, cellular component: mitochondrion; cytosol. Bases 1 to 1536 code for a protein of 511 amino acids. Gene Ontology annotation, biological process: intracellular glucose homeostasis; glucose 6-phosphate metabolic process; glycolytic process. The transcript is spliced from 13 exons. The record is from RefSeq and is a predicted model, not a curated record.